UAAAGUCCCCUCACGAAAUAUGCUUGGAGUUCAACUUGCAAAUGAAAUCUUCUGUAAAAACACAAACCAAACCUGGACAGAAGGAAAUUUUGUCUUGUUAAAACGUGUGGAAGAAAUAUCUAAAGAAUGGAAACUAGAACCUGAGCAUGAGUUUCGUUUUGAGGUAGAUUUUGGCACGACAGUUAAAUUGAAGCUGAUUUCUGGUACAGCGGAGAUAUAUGGCACAGAAAUCGGCAUUGGACCCGAAUAUGAAUUUUCAGGUCGCAAAGUUGCAGUAUUUACGUGGCAUGGGAUCUGUAGCGUAGAAUAUGUCGCUAAUGAAACGCCAAUGACUAGUUAUCUCAAUAUGCAUCUUGCACUUGAACAACGCAGAGAAGCAGCCAAAGCCAAAGGUGAACAGGGACCAAGGGUAAUAAUAGUAGGACCUGAAGAUGUGGGCAAAACUUCCUUAAGUAAAAUAUUACUUGCUUACGCGCUGCGCCAAAGCCGACAACCUAUAUUUGUCGACCUCGAUGGUUCUAUUACAAUGCCCGGUACUUUGACUGCGACCCCAAUUAAUCAAAUAAUAGAUGUUGAAGAAGGAUUUGGUUCUUCGGCAACAACUUCACCAUCAUUAGGAUCUUCAAUGCUUCCAAUAGUUUAUUAUUAUGGAUAUCCGGAUCCGGGAGAGAAUGUCAAACUUUAUAAAGUAUUGACGGCAAAAUUGGCACAAUCUGUCAAGCGUCGUAUAGCCGAAGAUGAUGAUGCUAGAAUUUCGGGGAUGGUGAUAGACACGAGCGGUCUUAUAGAUAGUACGGGUUACGAGAUUAUCCAACAUUGUGUGGAUGUAGUUGAUAGAGAAAAAGUUUUUCGUCGUCAAGUUCAAAUGCGUAAAAUCCGAGAGUACUUUUAUGGCUUGCCCAAAUUCGAACUAUCUCCUUGUUCAACAUUGAUCAAUUUAAACGAUAUCAACAUAUAUCGAGUAGGAGUUGGAUCAUUGGCUCCUUCAUCUGCUCUGCCGAUAGGGAUUGAUAGGAAAGUUAGUGAGACUCAAUUAGUAAAGGUGGAGCCUGAUGAUACUAUACGCCAUUCCGUUUUGGCACUUACUGCCGCGAAUAGUCCAGAUGAACAGACAUUACUGGAUUCAGAGGUUGAUAUGGUCAAACAAAAGAUGACCAUUCUGACACCGUGUCCUGGUCGUUUGCCUAAACAAUACCUAAUAAUGGGUUCAUAUAAAUGGAUGGAAAGUUGA
This is a messenger RNA of Dentiscutata erythropus, 1231 nucleotides long. The record is from the annotation of a GenBank genome assembly. Lineage: Eukaryota; Fungi; Glomeromycota; Glomeromycetes; Diversisporales; Gigasporaceae.